AUGGCCCAACGGCCCAGUACACAGAGCGAGGAUGCUCGAAAAGGCUCACCAUCCCAAGUCGACCCGGCGCUGCCUCAAUUCUCAGACCCCUCGUUCGACCCAGUCGACUUCCUGAACGACACUCUCCCGCCCUUGAACACCUCGCAAUCGCGCUCAGCAGGCGGAAGUUCAAUCGCAGACGUCUCUGCUCGGACUCAAUCGCUGUUAUCCCAGCUCACUGCACAAAAUGCACGUUUAUCAAACACGCUCAACCAGCUUACGGACGAGAUAAUACGAAGCAGUGGACGGCUGGCUUAUGAGGUAGAGGUCCUUCGUGGAGAGACAAUCGGCCUCUCAGACACUCUCACGGACACACUACAGGAUGAUAUUCGACAUUUUCUACCCCAGGGCCUUCCCGAGCCGGCCUCUACUUCCCUCCCAGACGUAAACCAGCCAGACGAAGAAGAUAGAGUGGAGGAGAAGGAACUGGAUACCCAGAAACAGCCGGAAGUCACGCAAGAAGAUCCGGAAUAUAUAUCCCGCCUACGAACCCUGAUGCAGGUUAGAUCGAGGCUGGAGGAGGUGAUACAGGUAUUUGGCGAGGCUAUGGAGUGGCCUCUGCCUCCGUCUGAGGUCUCAAUUACGUCUUCGUUCAUUUCCGUCUCCGCUCCAGAGGCUGGCCCUGAAUCACGAAGUCUAGAGGAAAAGGGCCGUCAGGUAGCAAAAAAAUUUAGAUCACAGGUCACCGAGCUGCUGGACAGUAAUGGUGGAGGUGAAGCUGGUUUGGAAGCCGCAACUCGUCGGGUGGAGGAAUUACGGCUCCUUGCAGGCGUAUGGAAGGGCACAAUAGAAGAAAAGCCGAGACAAAAGUUUGUUGAUAGCCUUGCAAAGAUCGUUGAUGACAGACGGAAGGUCCUCGAGAGCCAGGCGAGGGAGAAGGAGGAGAGAGAGAGUCGAAAGGCGAAUGGGACCCCAUCAAAGGGCAGAGCGUCUGAACUCCCCUCUCGAGAAAAACCAGAGAGCAGUGGUGGCGGGCUGAUGCGUAAUCUACAACGUUUACGAGAUGAGAUAUACCUCGAAUAG
Messenger RNA from Arthroderma uncinatum, 1062 nucleotides. RefSeq lists its product as uncharacterized. The record is from RefSeq and is a predicted model, not a curated record. Bases 1 to 1062 code for a protein of 353 amino acids. The transcript has a single exon. NCBI's taxonomy places the organism in Eukaryota, Fungi, Ascomycota, Eurotiomycetes, Onygenales, Arthrodermataceae.